AUGUCACCACGCGGGACCUAUUCCGGAGCUGAGUAUCCUCCUCACUUGAAACCUUCGACAGCUGGCAACUUUUUCUUCACAUCAUCUCCACCUGCUUGUCUCCCCAGAGGCCAAGCCAAUGCCUACUAUGUUGGUAGAGGGUGCCCAGUCGAUGCGAAUCUGGUCCAUGAUGCUUUCUGGUUUAGACAUAUCGACGUUCCAGGCUUCUCGAUUUGUAGCAGAUGCUUCGAAUUUCACAUUCGUGGCAGUAUAUUCGAGUCAGACUUUUCUGGCAAGCUAGAACCAGGUCAAACGAAUGCCGCAAGAUGUAUGUUUGGUGUUCCCAACGUGACGGAUCGACUCUGGCCCAACGCCCUCAGGACGCAAGAUCUUCAGUCUGUGAAGAUGUACAUGGAAGCAAGAGCGAGGGUUUCCCACUGCUACGGUACAGCGGGUGUUGCAGGAGCAGAUCUCGCAGCGGCCGCAUUGAAAUGGUAUCAAGCAACCCACGAAGCUAUACCUGGACUCGUUGUAUGUGAGGCUUGCUUCAAUGGUAUCAUCGCUGGCUCAAAGUUCGAAUAUCGUUUCGCUCUUCACAACCUGAGACAACCACAAGAUCAGACGUGGUCCUGCGACAUCUCGGUCCCGUAUAUCAACAGGGCAUUUUCCGAAUAUGGUGAGUCUAACAGCUGGUCGGACUUUGUUGUUGCAGCGAAGAAACGUUUGAGCAAGCCUCCAUGCAACGGGAUGACAGCAGUGAAUGCAAACAGCCGCAGCUGGUACGGGACUUCGGCUCGCCUUUACGAACUUGACGUAUGCGAGACAUGCUAUCUGGACCAAGUAUGCUUCACAUCUUUCCAGUCGAACUUUGGACAAAAGUCUCUUGGAAACACAGAACUGUUCUGCGAUCUUGCGAUCCCUGCUUUGAAAGUCGCGUAUGGAGCGGCUCUUGGAUACGAGAAGCACAGUAUCUUCUGGAAUACCUGCAGAGUACAGUCGCAAACUCCGCUCUGCAAGAAUUCGGGCAUGACUGGCGUUCAAUGGUACACACUCAAGGGAGGCUGCGACAACUUCGACGUAUGUCCAACAUGCUACUCGGGCUGGGUCUGCUCGUUCGGCAUGCAAAGUUUCUUCCAACCGCAAAAGCCAGUUCCUGCCGGCACGGUCAAAGGGUGCGACUUCUCUCUUGACUCUCAGCGAAUUGGACCGCUCAUAUUGCGAUACAUGGUCGCGAUCGAGACAGCCGACCGUGAGCAAUUGUUGUCCUUUAUCCGACGCACAGCUUUGCUGCCGCUCUGCACAGCACUAAAACAACAGACAGCUCGAUNNUUUUGGCGUGUGGGUCUGAGAGGAGAUCCCAUGAGCGUCUGCCCGUCAUGUUACGAAGAUGUACUGCGUGACAAACCACUUUCUCAUAUCUUUGGUCAAGAAGCAUCUCCGGGAAAGCACCUUUGCGAUCUCUACUCUGCCAACAUGAGGACACGCUGGCGACUCGUCGUGCAGGCAAGCGUCGCGCAAGGUAUGAAAGAUCGGCAGGGCAACUACAUGCCCGACGAAAAUGCUCUUGCGCAAUUUAUCGACUAUCGCGAACAUCGCACUCAGGUCUUUCUUCAGACCGUGCCAGAGAUGGAGAGGUUGACCGCUGCCGCUCAGAACAGAUUGUUCCAGCAACAGAGAUUGAAUCGGAACAGCAACUUCUACAAUCACCUUAAUAUGGCUGCAGGCAACGCCAAUGGCAUACACUAUGGCUCCGUUCCUGCCUACACUACCACCUAUGGAAAUUCCUCCGUUGGAUAUGGGUUUGCUACGCCAUGGGGCGUUGAGAGUGCUGCAUAUGGCCGACAAGCCGCGGCUCUUGCAAGUCAGGGAGGUGGAGAGUUUGGGAGGAUUGCGUACCUCGAGGCGCUCUGGAAGGAAGUUGAGUGA
This is a messenger RNA of Aureobasidium uvarum, 1905 nucleotides long. The record is from the annotation of a GenBank genome assembly. NCBI's taxonomy places the organism in Eukaryota, Fungi, Ascomycota, Dothideomycetes, Dothideales, Saccotheciaceae.